Messenger RNA from Solanum dulcamara, 792 nucleotides. RefSeq lists its product as uncharacterized. Lineage: Eukaryota; Viridiplantae; Streptophyta; Magnoliopsida; Solanales; Solanaceae. The transcript has a single exon. Bases 1 to 792 code for a protein of 263 amino acids. The record is from RefSeq and is a predicted model, not a curated record.
AUGAAAAAGAGCCAUGAGUUCAUCAACAUCAUUGAAACCUGCGGAUUACAAGAUCUUAGGUUUUGUGGUCAGAGAUACACUUGGUCUAAUCACAGGGGUAUAUUUUUCAGAAUUUGGAAGAGACUUGAUAGAGGAAUGGUCAAUGAUAAAUGGCUAGAGAUGAUGCCUCAAACUUCCAUUACUCAUUUACCCUCGGUGGGUUUAAGUCAUUGCCCUUUACUGCUAGAGAUGACUGAUCACAACCAACACCACACCAAAUAUUUCAAAUUCCUUAACUGUUGGACAAAACAGUCAUCCUUUUUGGAUACUGUUAGUAAUUGCUGGAACAGGACCAUGGAGGGUAAUCUAAUGUGGUGUUUUCAUCAAAAAAUGAAGAGGUUGGCAGCCAUUCUUAGUACCUGGUCCAGACUGCAAUUUAGGGAUAUCUAUGCCAAAGUUAAAGAAUAUGAAGACAAGGCUAGACAGGCUGAAAAGGAGCUGAUCACUGUAAAUUCUGAAGAGAAUAGAACCAAGCUACAUGCCCUCAAUACUGAGUAUAUUAAAUAUCUGAAAAUGGAGGAGUCCAUAUUAAAGCAAAAAACUCAGUUGCAUUGGUUCAAAGAGGGUGAUAUGAAUUCUAAGUACUUUCAUGCUUUGAUAAGAGGAAGAAGAAGGAAACUAUAUAUCCAUAAGAUCCAGAAUGAGGAUGAUAAUUGGGUACAAGGUGAAGAAAAUAUAGCCAAAGCUUCCUGUGAACAUUUCCAAAGCAUUUUCACCGGUGAGGAAACACAAAUUCAAGAGCAUAUUCUCUAA